ACCUCUCUUCCUCGUCAUUUCUCAUCCACUCGAGCGGUACAAUUGACCUCCCACGUGUGAUUCUCUGCCUCUGCCACAGGUCAGAUUGCUCAACCUAUCAGGACGUGCAAUUGCCGACGACCUGGUAACGCCAAAGCCCAGCUCCCAUUAACCUCGGCCAUCACCAUAACUGGAUCCCGUUACGAUGCAUCGUGCAGUCACAUCAACCGCAGCCCUGUGGCUUGCUUUCGCCAAUACUCUCACUGUAGCUGUUCCAAGUUACCCAUCAGCGCCCCACCCCCAUGCGACGUUACAGCUGAAGAGCUGGCCGCCUGAGGCUGCUCAGGCACUCGGCAAGAUGAUCCACCGGAAUGCGAACCAAAGCAACUACGCCGUCUUCGACAUGGACAACACGAGCUACCAAUAUGACCUUGAAGAAUCCCUCCUCCCAUUCUUGGAGAAUCAAGGCAUAUUGACACGUGACAAUCUCGACCCAAGCUUGAAGUUGAUCGAUUUCAAAGAUACUGCCAAUUUCACGGAGAGUCUUUACAGCUACUAUCUACGUCUGUGUGAGGUCGAUGACUUUGUCUGUUACCCAUGGGCCGCGCAGGUCUGGUCAGGCUUUACUUUGAGGGAAUUGAAAGGUUAUGUAGAUCAGCUUAUGGCUUUGAACACCUCGAUCCCGACAAAGUAUUGGGACGAUGAUGAGGUCGUGGAAGCCAGCGUCAACCCACCGAAGAUCUUUACGGGACAGGUAGAGCUAUACAACGCUUUAAUGGCGAACGGCAUUGAUGUCUACGUUAUCAGCGCUGCACACGAGGAGCUUGUCCGCAUGGUUGCUAGCGAUCCUAAGUAUGGAUACAACGUACCGCCCAAGAAUGUCAUUGGCGUAACGACCAUGCUGCGAAACACAACCUCUGGCGGUCUCACAAAUGCUAGAAAGCAAAUUGCCGCAGGGACUUACGACCAAGAAGCAAACCUCGACCUGGUCCUUGGUCCCUAUCUCUGGACUCCUGCCACAUGGUUUUCUGGAAAGUGGGGUGCUAUCCUUACAUAUAUCGACCAGUGGAAGAGACCUAUCCUGGCUGGGGGUGACACACCAGGAAGUGAUACGUACAUGCACUUUCACGGUGUCGACACCGAUAAAGGAGGCAUCCAUUUGUGGAUCAACCGGAAAGACGCAUAUCUCCAGGAGCUGAAGGAAUUGAUCGAUGAAAAUGCGAAAGAGCAAAAGGAGAACAACAGAGAAGUUACUGCUGACAAGAACUGGGUAAUUGUUAAGCCGCAAGACAUACUAUGAAAUCGCCCGACUCAAAUGUAUAUACAUGCAAGGAAAGAUAUAGUAGAAGGUGCUAGAGCUUAUAUAGCUUUGAUCGGAGAGCCAAAUUUUCCACACUGGUUACCUUGCCAGAGCUGUC
Molecule: messenger RNA, 1397 nt
Organism: Aaosphaeria arxii CBS 175.79
Lineage: Eukaryota; Fungi; Ascomycota; Dothideomycetes; Pleosporales
Exons: 1
Coding region: 185-1279 (364 amino acids)
Biological process (GO): L-serine biosynthetic process; dephosphorylation
Cellular component (GO): cytoplasm
Molecular function (GO): magnesium ion binding
Source: RefSeq, a predicted model, not a curated record